AUGGAAGAAUUCCACAGUUCAACAACUGCUGGUGACCAAGAUUAUAAUAGUGGUAAUGAAAGAAAUGAUGACGAAAUCAUUGACUUAGGCUCGAAUAUCCAGGGCACUGUUAUUCCAGACAACAACCCACAGUACAUCAGUGCUGAUUCUGAACUUACCGCUACUCUUCCUGAUGACAUUGAAGUUAUCGAUUUGGUUCACUUAAAGAUUCAGUCAAUGGAAGCUCUAAAUUUGCACCGUUUUCCCAAAUUGAAACGUCUUCAUUUAAGACAGAACCUAAUUGAGUCCAUAAGCGAGGUGGAGGUUUUACCUGCUGAUGUCUUGGAAGAACUGGACCUCUAUGAUAAUAGGAUUAAGCAUAUCUCUAGGAAUGUGAAUAAGCUGGUGAAUUUGAAGAGUUUAGAUCUAUCUUUUAACAAGAUUAAGCAUAUUAAGAACCUUGAAAACUUGGAGCGUUUAGAAAGCCUUUAUUUUGUUCAAAACAAGAUCUCAACUAUUGAGAAUCUAAAUAGCUUCCCGAACCUAAAGAGUUUAGAACUGGGCGGAAACAAUAUUACAGAUAUUGGGCCUGAAUCACUGAAGGGCUUGUCCACUUUGGAGGAAAUUUGGCUUGGUAAAAACUCUAUUAGCAGGUUGAUGAACCUUCAAUAUUUAAAAAAUCUCAAAAUAUUGUCUAUUCAAUCUAAUAAACUCAAGAAGAUCGAGGGACUAGAGGACCUGGUAAACCUGGAAGAACUAUAUCUUUCUCAUAACUUCAUAGAAAAGAUAGAAGGCUUGGAGAAGAACACAAAACUGAAUACAUUAGACGUUACAGCGAACAGGUUGACUAAGAUUGAGAAUCUCAAGCAUCUAAAGUGCCUAACAGAUUUAUGGGCCUCUUUCAACCAAAUUGAUCAAUCAUUUGAGUCCUUAGGCGAGGAAUUGGGUUCAUUGCCGGUUUUUGAAACUAUCUAUCUCGAGGGUAACCCAAUACAAACAAAAAACGCCACAACAUACAGAAGAAAACUUGUGUUGAAUCUUGGGUCACUGCAAAAGAUUGACGCUACCUAUAUACGUGGAUAG
Molecule: messenger RNA, 1062 nt
Organism: Eremothecium sinecaudum
Lineage: Eukaryota; Fungi; Ascomycota; Saccharomycetes; Saccharomycetales; Saccharomycetaceae
Gene: SDS22
Product: type 1 protein phosphatase-activating protein SDS22
Exons: 1
Coding region: 1-1062 (353 amino acids)
Molecular function (GO): protein binding
Source: RefSeq, a predicted model, not a curated record